Messenger RNA from Emericellopsis cladophorae, 1068 nucleotides. RefSeq lists its product as uncharacterized. Bases 1 to 1068 code for a protein of 355 amino acids. The record is from RefSeq and is a predicted model, not a curated record. The transcript has 2 exons. Lineage: Eukaryota; Fungi; Ascomycota; Sordariomycetes; Hypocreales; Bionectriaceae.
AUGGCCUUCCCCGAGCCCCGCAACACGGGCAUGCUGUACCGCCCUCUGGGCAAGUCCGGUCUCUACGUGUCCGCCAUCUCGCUCGGCGGGUGGAUGACCUACGGCGGCUACGCAGCGGACGAGACCGCCUUUGACUGCAUGAAGAAGGCGUACGACCUGGGCAUCAACUUCUUCGACAAUGCCGAGAACUACGCGGCCGGCCAGAGCGAGAUUGUCAUGGGCAAGGCCAUCAAGCACUUUGGCUGGAAGCGCAGCGAUCUGGUCAUCAGCACGAAGGUCAACUGGGGCGCCGUGAAUGGUGAGAUCCUCAUCAACAACCACGGCCUCUCACGCAAACACAUCAUCGAGGGCCUCACAUCAUCCCUCGAGCGCCUGCAGCUCCCCUACGUCGACAUUGUCUAUGCGCACCGCCCAGACCGCCUCGUGCCCAUGGAGGAGACGGUACGCGCAUUCAACUACGUCAUCAACGCCGGCAUGGCCUUCUACUGGGGCACGAGUGAGUGGUCGGCCGACGAGAUCCAGGAGGCGGUCGGCAUCGCGAAGCAGCUGGGCCUCAUCGCCCCAAUCGUGGAGCAGCCGCAGUACAACAUGCUGGUGCGGGACAAGGUGGAGGGCCAAUUCCAGCGGUUGUACAGCCGCAUGGGGCUGGGGCUGACCACCUUUAGCCCCAUCAAGAUGGGUGUGCUGUCGGGCAAGUACAACGACGUGGUGGAUGGCCAGCCGCCCAAGGAUUCGCGCUUCGGUGCCUCGUCGGAGCGCUUCGCGGCCAUGAUGCGGGAGCGCAUGGGGAGCGCGACGGACGACUCGUGGAAGAGGGAGAUUGAGAUUGUCAAGAAGCUCAAGCCUAUCGCCGACAAGCUGGGCGUCACGCAGAGCCAGCUGGCCCUAGCGUGGUGUCUCAAGAACCCCAACGUCAGCAGCGUCAUUACCGGCGCGAGCAGGCCGGAGCAGCUCGAGGAGAAUGUCAAGGCGCUCGCAGUGCUGAACAAACUGACGCCCGAGGUGAUGGAUGAGAUUGAUGAGAUUACGGGGAAUAAGGUCACCCUGGACCCUGCGCGACAGGACUGA